Messenger RNA from Haliotis rufescens (red abalone), 5207 nucleotides. RefSeq names its product serine/threonine-protein kinase TBK1-like. The record is from RefSeq and is a predicted model, not a curated record. The coding region runs from base 714 to 2903 and encodes 729 amino acids. Lineage: Eukaryota; Metazoa; Mollusca; Gastropoda; Lepetellida; Haliotidae. Gene Ontology annotation, molecular function: ATP binding; protein serine/threonine kinase activity. Gene Ontology annotation, cellular component: cytoplasm. Gene Ontology annotation, biological process: peptidyl-serine phosphorylation. The transcript is spliced from 19 exons.
CUUAUGACGGUGGGCUGUAAAUAAUCAAGUCUGGACCAGACAAUCCAGUGAGGAAGUGUUUUCUGGAAUCACGGAGUUGGAUUUAACGUUUAAAAGGCCGAAUGUGAAACCCAUGUACAUGAUGAUGAUACUGACAGACAGAAAAAAAAGUGGGGUUUUCUAAAGGUCGACGCUUGGAUUCGAAUGAUCUAUCAUUCGUGUUGCGACCCUGUACACCACUAAACCACCUAUGCACUCUCCAUAGAAUCGAGCCUACACUUAUGCCACAGGUGACGAGGAAAUGUAAUGUAAUGUUUGGCUAUUUGAGAUACCUCCAAGCCCAGGCCUAUCGCCGGACUAUAAAAAUGUUAAGAGCUGUUUGCUGAGAUUACAGUAAACCAAACCAGUGUCCACACAUAUAUUUUCACAAGUGUGUAUUUAGUCAGAGAAACGCUGAUGGAUCAUCGUGUUGACGGCUUAAUGGAGUGCUUCGGUUAAAGAGCGCGCUAAACUCGCUGAACUGCUGAUUGGCAACUGAAGGUUGCUAUUUCCUGGAACAGCGGGGCAGGCCCUUUCGCGGAAUUAAAGUAGAAUGUAUCUUUCGUUUCGGGCCGUGGCAUGCUCUCUUUGUUACUAGACAAAGUAGCGGCUAAAGAGGUGUUUCUACGUGACAUACUUAUGGCCUUGAGGUGCCGAUCAUGAAGUUGACUUCAAGGCUUUGGAAAUGCUAGGUGAUGUUUCAUCCGGCGUCUGACGGAGAAGGCGAAAAAAAAACAACAACCCACAUUUAUACGAAAAAAGAUCUGCUUGGAACAGGGUCGUCCUGCGAUGUCUAUAUUGGAUUACAAAAGGGUACAGGGGAACAACACGCUUUGAAAAUAUUUAAAGACGCACAGUGGGCACGCUCUGAAGAACGCCGACGCGAGGUAUCUGCACUGCAACAACUUAACCACCACAACAUCAUCAAAUUCUUUGGCGAAGAGGAAGAGGCGUUUACGGGGAGGACGCUGCUGGUGUUGGAACUGUGUGAGGAGAGUCUACACACCUUCCUGCAGGAACCCCACAACAGCCGGGGACUGGGGGACUCCGAAACGUUGCUACUGCUGGAGCAUCUCGGUUCGGCCGUUCAUUACCUUCAUACACAGAAGUACGUGCACCGGGACAUCAAACCCGGCAACAUUCUGCGCCACAUCGACAACGACGGAAGUUGCACAUACAAGUUGUCUGAUUUCGGAGCCAGUCGAUUGAUAGAAGAGGAAGAUUUGUUUAUGUCCCUGGCGGGAACUGAAGAAUAUCUGCACCCCAAAGUGUACGAGAAGGCGUUCGUGGACCGUGGUGCCGUCAUCUGCUUCGACUCCUCCAUUGACCUCUGGAGUGUGGGCUGCACCCUGUACCAGGCAGUCACGUGUCAGAUCCCCUUCCGGCCCCACGGGGGAGUCAGGUCCAACAGGGCGAUCAUGUUUCAGAUGAUCGCAGAGAAACCAUCUGAUUCCAUUUCGGGUUACCAAGCAACGGAAUACGGGCAGAUCAUGUGGGAAAAACACAUACCGAGCACGUGCAAGCUGUCACAGCCACUGAGAGAGAAACUGAGGUCUUUGAUAGCCGGGCUGUUGGAGAAGGACCAGGCACGCCUUCUUUCACAUGACCAGUUCCACCAGCACGUGAAGGUCAUCACACACUACGUCAUGGUCGUCGUCUUCAACGCCGAGGACGUCACAUUCAUCAUCAUCUACAUCAAACCAAGCUCGAGCCUGGCGGAGUUUAAAGACGAUGUUGCAGGGAGGACGGAAAUCAUGGCCGGAGAUCAGCUGCUCUUUCACCGGGGCCUCAGUUUGUCCGAUCUUCUCGUGGAUGACGCCACCGUCGGUUGUUUGUCAUGUGACUUCCGGGAACCAGUUAUUUUGAUCGCGAGGAACGAGACAGACUGUGUGAUGAGAGAUCCGAAAACCUUGGAAUCGCCGCCUACAUUUCCGCCUGGUUCACUGCUGGCGAAGGACAUCCACGUGGCCCACAAGAUGGCGGUGUUCCUGUCAAGGGUGGAGGAAAGGAUAGCGUCAUUCGUUGACAUUGAGGAAUGCAUGGGGAAAGCAGACACGUGCAUGAGUGCCCACUUGAAGAAGCAUCAGUCCAAUUUGGAACGGGCUUCAAGCAAAUUGAGCACGAAGUUACAAAACACAAGGGCCAAACUAGAACUCAUGCUUGACCUUGAAAGCAAGAGGGUCCAGGUCACCUUGGAACACAACUCGUCAAUCUCCCACAGAUGUCGAAAAGUCCGGAGCUCAAUACCAAAACUCAAGGAACAGCUCCAGAAGGUGAACGUAGAGUUAUCCAACUGUAAACAACAGAUGCCUAAUCUUGCUGUACGGCUAAUGGGCAACUACAGGUGUUCGCCCAAAUGUGUUGACAAGGCAUCGACUCUGUCCUUGAAAGGACGGGAAAGUUGGCGGAGGAUGUACGGGAGGAAGAAAUGUCUGCCCUUGUCGGAGCUGCAGCAACUGCAUCACACUAGAGACAGGAAGACUAUGGAAGAUAUAUGCUCGUCUUGCACGUCGCUGUAUCAAGACCAUUGCCUUCCCAACGUGAAGAAACACAUGACUGCUUUCGGAAAACGUAGCCAGAUGUUCCACAGUAUUCAGAUGAACCUGAUGGACGUGAGGAUGACCCUGUCUAGUGUCAAAGAGCAAGCAGAUGAGCUGGAUGCAACGCUUAUUCAGAUCGGUGCUUUCAGUGGACAGGCAUGGAGUGACGUCACGAGUCAGAUCAGCAGUUUGCGUCUCGGUGUCCCGUCGGAUGAUGGCGGCGCUUCACUUCGCGUCAUGAAGGAGUCAAAUGAGAGCAGGGACAGUAUGGAAAAACUCCUGAAGACGAUGCCCGAGUUAAAUGCCAUGCCGAAUGUGACGUUCAACAAAUUUGAAAAUGGCUGACGAAGGAAUACGUGUACGUGUAGGCGAGCAUUACAACGUAGGCACAGAUGACGUCAGCGUGUGGAGGAGGAGGAAAACACAUAGACUGUGAAACUUUACGCAGAUUGUAGUCUGCACGUGUCCUUAUAUCUUCAUCAUUAGCCAGUCACCUCGGAUGUGUGAGGGCGUGUUGAGUGCCACUUCGAUGUUACCGCAAUGUUUAUGCCAAUGUUAAUGCCGUUUAUCCUGUUAUUUACUUAGAUAUUGUAAAUCUAUCAGCGUGAGGAAAGUUCACAUAAUUUACCACAAAGUAUGUAACUGCAAUUUCUUCAAGGGAACAUGGGAUAUUUGUCUUCAUCCGAUCAAACAUCUUGAUACUUGAUCAUCACCCCGAGGCAAGGGCGUUAACUGACUAUGAAAGUCCAUCUUCCCGAGGCAAGGGAGUAAACUGACAGUAAAAAGUCCAGUUUCCACCCUUGCCGAACUAGGCUGCAAUUAUGGAGUUAUUUUAUGGCUGGACUAACCAGUGGAUGCAUAAUAUCUGUCGACGCGUUGUUGACGGUACACAUGCUUUGUAAAUCCUGCAGUCGACCGAAAUCUGCACGUUGAAAUCCAUGUUGUUUACGAAGCGGAUGUCUAGCUCGUUACGCGAUUUUGAUUGGUCAAUGCAUAGACUCGUUAGUCCAGUCAAAACGUAACUCCAUAAUACCAGCCUAGUUCGGCAAGGGUGGAAACUGGACUCUUGUAGUCUGUCAACGGGAAGAAGAUACUUGACAGGCGCUCUUGUUCAACAGGUCGGUAACGUCAACAGGAACGCCGACACAAUAGGCUAAGAUGGUUGCAUUACCAGUACCACAAUUGUCUAUACAAAAUGAACAUUUGUAAUUACAAAGUUGGUGUGUCAGUUAGGGUACUGACAACUGAUCUUCAUCACUUCCGUCAUUUUAAACAUUUUCGAGACGAAAGGGAUGUUUUAACAUGUGUUAUUUUCACUUUGAUCGCUCAAUUUACGAGAUAUAAGGCCACGUUUCAUCUUCCUCAAGUCAUUGAGGUUACUGUAAAUAACCUAAAGAUCCAAAUACAAUUGUACAAUUGUAUAACCAUGAAUGUAUUGACUACAAUGUCAUAAUGUACUGGCUGAUAGAGUAGACACAACUAUUCACCUGGCAUGUACUCACAUGACAAUAACGAUUCCAGGCAAAGGGUUUCGCGAGUAUGCCAUGAAAGGGACACCGUGUUCAUGUAAUGUAACUAAUCACAUUACGGGGUGUUUGUUAUUAUACUGUAACCUGCGGGAAAGAUUCAUUUAUGAAAAUAGGUAGGAAACAUAUAUCAAUGUGUAAAAUGUGAUUCCCUUAGGCAAUUUACAAAGUACCUGAGUAUUUCAGUUAUUUUACAAAUUGACUGAAACAUCUGUUCAUUUAUUUGACAUAUAGACUAAAACGUACACAAUAAACUAUUUGUGCUGGGUUCCGAAGCCACAGUAAAUAAAUAUGCAUUGACUUUCGUUUUCUUUUAAUCCUAUUUUUUUCAUCAUAAAAAUGUUUUGGAAUUUGUUAUAAUGAAGACAUCAAUGGAAAAAUAAUUGUAAAAUUACUGACAUAUUAAUUCGUUUUGUGAAUUGCAUAAGUGAAAAUUUCAGUCGUUUCAUACAUUGACGGAUUUUACUCUUUGACUGAUUUAACGGGCAUAUAAUUCGCCAUACUGCUGCACAUGAGAACAUUGUAUAUCCAUUUUGACUGGGGAGAUUGGCUUGUGUAGACAGGAACAUUAAACAGAAACAUAAAACAGUCAUGGACAGUGUUUUUUAUCCCAAGAAAAGAAUGGAUAAUGCAUGCAUCAGCCUGUACACGGUUCAAAUUUAUUAUUUCUACAAUUUGAAAAUGAUCGAAAAACAUUGACAUAGCCUGUGUAGUUUCUUUGCACGUUGUUCUUUGUCAGCAAUUCAUCGUCAAUAGUUCCCAUUUUUGUGUGUGUACACACUUCGUUCCGCCAUGACGGAUGAACGCCGUGUGUCCAAACGUGUGCCUCUUGUCGAUGUAGCCAAAUGUGUGUGACGUGGUGGAUUAAAGGUGGUUUGUGUUACUCUGAUAUGCAAUACAGUGAAACCUCAUUGACGAACUUCAUGCACUGUCUGUCUCGAGAAAUGGAUUAAUCGAUAGGUCUUUGAUGGUCCCUGGACUUUGAGUGAGUGAGGUUUUACUGUAUUUGGGUGUGUUUGUCUUAAUGGCAUAUAGCAGUAAAAGCUGAUUACGGUGUAUGCGGUGGUGUUAAAACGAGUUUAAUAAAAAGGGCAUGUGUAACAAAGCAUACAUAUGGAAAAUA